Molecule: messenger RNA, 4144 nt
Organism: Sarcophilus harrisii (Tasmanian devil)
Lineage: Eukaryota; Metazoa; Chordata; Mammalia; Dasyuromorphia; Dasyuridae
Gene: C4H6orf120
Product: chromosome 4 C6orf120 homolog
Exons: 2
Coding region: 550-1107 (185 amino acids)
Source: RefSeq, a predicted model, not a curated record
CUCCCUUCACCUUUUUCCAGCACCCGGGCUUCUUCCUGGUUGUCGUGAGAGGUGGAUGUCUGGCCUCUCCCACUUCCGGUUCAUCGGUCCGCUGCGGCGGCCGCGGCGGCUCCCAGACCAGAUGGUGCCGACGCGGUAUGCCGAGCUCCGGGGAGCGGCGGUAAGACCCAGGCCGCGGAGAACUUGGCAUUUGGGGGUCGCUGUUUGGAAGAGUCCUCUCCCUUUCCCUGUUACCCGAGGUCUUGGCACCGACAGCACUGCAACCCGCUGCUUUCCAGCAUAAACACCCGGUCGAGCCGCGCCCACUGCCGGUCUGGCCUGAGCGGCCGCCGCCGACGCUUCCUUCUUCUAGGCCCGGGUCCGGGCUAGGCCUGCAGGCGAGGGGUACCUAAGAACCCACUCUGUGUGGCCUACGUGGAAGGGGAGCCGCGAGCACCCGCGACAGCUUGUGUUCCUGCUGGGCCUGAGCCUCGCUACGAAGUUCCUGCAAACCAGGACGUGUUACAGAUGACAGAUUAAGUUCUUUUGCUGCUAAGCCUUCAGAUAAUUAUGGCAAUACCCUGGAAGAAAGCCCUUCUGAUACUUCUAACAUCCCAAGCAUUGUCCUUAGUGAAUAGCAUUGAGGAAGAAGAAGUACCUGAAGAAUGGAUUCUCCUGCAUGUGGUUCAGGGGCAGAUUGGAGCUGGAAAUUAUAGUUAUUUGAGACUAAAUCAUGAAGGGGAAAUAGUUCUUCAGAUGAAAAGCUUAAAAGGUGAUGCAGAUUUGUAUGUAUCUGAUACCACACUUCACCCAAGUUUUGAUGAGUAUGAAUUACAGUCUGUAACUUGUGGCCAGGAUGUUGUUUUUGUGCCGGGACACUUCCAGCGCCCUGUGGGAAUAGGUAUCUAUGGACAUCCAUCUCACCUUGAGAGUGAAUUUGAAAUGAAAGUGUAUUAUGAUAGAACGGUUGUAGAAUAUCCGUUUGGUGAAGCAACUUAUGCCACAGAUGGUAAAGCUACAAGCCAAAAGCAGCCUUAUACACCAGAAGAUACAUCUCAAGAUGAAGAAUCUAUUGUUUGGACAAUAAUAAUUGGCAUUUUGAAACUAAUACUUGAGAUUCUUUUUUAAUAUCAUUGGACAGACAUGCACUGGAAUUCAGUACCUGUAACCUGUGAAGUAGAUUGUGGUUUGCUGUGAACACUGCUACUUUUUAAUAAGUUUCAGGAAACCUUUUCUAUGGUGGGUGGUUGGGUGGUGGAAAAAAAGCCAUAUUUAGUUUUUUAAUCAUAAUUCCCCCCAAAAUAAGAGCAGCAAGCACAAGAUUUGUAAUUUUCUUUAAAGAAAGAAGAGUUCAUAUAAGUGGAGAAUGUACAAUUAAAAAAAUGCUUAAACUUCAUUUAAGUUUGUCAGGUGACUUAUUAAGUAGUCUUAUGUAAAAGUAGUCAUAAGUAGUCUUAUGUAAAACUUAAUUUGAUUGGGAGUAUAGAUUUCAUAUAAAACUUGCAUAAAUUUUGUUAAAAUUUAACUUUCUAAAAUUUUUACACUACUUAAAACUACAGGCUAUUAUAAUGUGUGAACUGAGAUGAUCAGUUUUUAAAUGGAGAAAUCAUGUAUGCCUGUGAAAUAAAUCUCAUUUUACUGCCACAUUGGCUAAGAAAUAAUGGUACAUAUUUUGCUGCAGUUUUCCAGGCAAUUUACAAAAAGAAGCAGUAGCAACAUUAAGUUGGUGGAAUCUAGAAAUACCUCUGACCCUAGCAUACUAUUCCAGACUCUCAGGAACCAUAAAAUUAAGUAUUAGUUCAACUGUAGUCAGAGUUGUCACCUAGAAUUACUAUACGGUAACUAAAACAGUGCCGAGACUUCAUGAAACAAUUUUAAAACUGGAAGAGGUCUGAGAAAGUUUCCUAGCUUAGUUUCCUAAAGGAUUUCUAGUUAUCAAGGCCAAUAUAUACCCCUUAUACCAACUGUGUUAAUUAAAAAUAAUUUCAUUUUCUAUAUCCUUUAAAAAUUGAUCAGAGAUUUAUCAAUUUAUUCUAAAACUUGUAAUUUCUCUAAAUUUAGCCUAUUUUAGAGAUAUUUGCCUGUGGUACAGGACUACUGUUUGAAUUUAGUUAUAAUGGUAAGCUACCUUAAAAAAACAAUUUCUGACAUAAAAGUUUCUAUGUAACAGAAUUCAGUACAACAAAUUAUGUAAACAGAUUGAAUUACUUAUGCCAACUUUAGUGCUAUAUUGUUGCAUGGAUCCAAAGGAAGUUUUAAACAUUUUCAAAAUUUUCUUAUAAAGUUCAGUAAAUAAAAAUCAUGGAAUAAGGCUUUUGAUUGAAUUUACUUCAAUUGUCCCCGUUCAAUGUUCUUGUGGAUUUAGUUAAGAAUCAUUAAUUGUUAAACUAUUAAGUUGUACAUUUAUAGCUAAAUUCAGGUCAUAGGCCAUAGCUGAAUAUCUAAAAUAGCUGAGAGAAAAUGAGAGAUACUGUUUAAGUUUUAAGCUUCUGAAUAAAAUGUGAUCAAUUUCUAAAAUAAUUUUGUAAACAUUCAUUGAAUUUUCAGAAAGGUGGUUUUAUAUAUUAUAAAGAAUAAUUUGUAGCUUAAGUUAAAAUUAACCUUACAGGAGUUAUAACUUUCUAGAAAUAAGUCAACUUGUAGAACUUAAGUCCAUAGGUAGAAAUUGAAAAAUGUUUUAUUGACAACAGUAUUAGGAAGGGUGUUUCACAAAGUGGUAAAUUAAUUGGCACCAAAAUUUUCACAAUGCAAAUAACAGUAUCAGGGUAAAAAUGGUAAUUUUAUCCCUCCUUGCUGGUUUUUCCCCUUCUGCCCCCUCUCCUGGGUGUUGGGGGAGCUCUUUGACAACAAUCACAAAUCCAUCGACCUAGGAGAAAAAAUGUUGUUUAAUUUACAAAGAAUUUUAUUUGCAACAACAUCUAAUUAAACUCUUUAAAAUCCUCUCAUAUCAAGUCAUUAAAGAUAGUCCUUGACACAAGGGAGAGAAUGUCAUUAAGCAGAAAAAUGUGAAGCUGCUUUAAAAAAACAAUUUCCAAUAUAAAAUUUUCUAUAUAACAGAAUUCAAUACAACAAAUUAUGUAAAUGGACUGAAUUACUUAUGCCAACUUUAGUGCUACAUUGUUGCAUGGACCCAAAGGAAUGUUUUAAACACUUUCAGAAGUUUCUUAUAAAGCUUAGUAAAUAAAAAUCCUGGAAUAAGGCUUUUGAUCGAAUUUACUUCAGUUGUCCUUGUUCAACGUUCUUGUGGAUUACUGAUAUCCUUGUCGCCAUAGUAUUUUCAGUGCAUGGCUAUUCUAUUUUUAUAACACUUUUAUAACACAUCAAAUACGUAACUGCACCCUAACAGGACCAUGCAUGAAUGUGAUGCAUUCUAUACUUGAUAUAAUUACUUAUUACAGUACCUGAAAUACAAGUUGCUUAGAUCUUUAAUGUAAUUGCUGGACAUCUUUACUCUCAGGCAUAUUUUACACUGAAAUUUUUUGGAAAAUUUUGCAAAGAAGCUUUAAAAAUUACAUGAAUCUAAAACAAAAUUACACAUGAAUUUGUUUUGAUUUACAUCAACUUAUGGCAAAAGAUGUAUUGUCUAUCUUAACAUUACUAUUUGAAGUUACUGUGCUGCUUCAAUAAGGUAUUCAAAUUAUUUAAAUAUGUAUAAACUUAACAGUAUUGUUUUAUUACAUUACUAUAAAGUAAAGUACUAUGCAAGUGAAGGUAAUCAAAAAUAAAAUUCACAAGCUCUUGAACAUACUCUUACUUUGGCCAUUUAGAAUCGCCAGUUUCAAAUAACAUUUUAGUGCUUAAACUCUAUGUUUCAGAAUAGAUUUCCAAAAUGGUAGUAUAGUAUUAUUUUGCUAGGUAAAUUUUUAGCAAUCCUUUAAUGGAAAUCUUAGCAAAUACAGUUUAAAUAAAAUUGCCUAAAAUACUACUUGAUAAAUAUGAUUUGCAUAAUAAGCUGUCUGGAUUCUUUCACUUAAUAUUUUAUAAAUUUUAUUGCAGAAGGGUCCCUUGGUCAGUAGUUCACUAAAGUGGUCAUUUCAGUAUCUACUGAAUAAAAAACACUAGACUUAGCACUGGUGGAAUUAUAAAGACAUGGCCUCCACUUUCAUAAGAAUUUACUGACAAUCUAUAUGUUAAUAAUAUUUAAGUCUUGGGCAAUAUUAGAAAA